Molecule: messenger RNA, 1488 nt
Organism: Prunus mume (Japanese apricot)
Lineage: Eukaryota; Viridiplantae; Streptophyta; Magnoliopsida; Rosales; Rosaceae
Product: protein phosphatase 2C 51-like
Biological process (GO): protein dephosphorylation
Molecular function (GO): protein serine/threonine phosphatase activity; cation binding
Source: RefSeq, a predicted model, not a curated record
AGAUGCGAAGCUUGCUUACGUCUCCUUCAUUACUAGAAAGUCGCUUGUCGCUCAGCUUUUCGGUGCAUAUCUGUGGCAGAGAGGCUGGAGGGAGAUUGAAGAAGAAGAAGCCUUCACUUGAUGUUAGAGUCGGGCGGCGAGAUGAGACAACAGAGCUUCGUUAUCGAAACCAAGAACGGCCGCAGAAAGCGACUCAAAGUUCGGCGACUGAAGUACACGUGUCAAACGAAGGUCGAGGUGGAGAUCACCGGCGGCCACAAGGAAUAUGGUUCUUCGGAGUUGAAGAGAAAAGAGAAAGAUGUUGGUGUUCCGGUUAAGGUUUUGUCUGUGUCAUUUUCGUCUACAGAAAACGACAUCGUCUUGUCGAGUAGUUCCGGUUCCGGAUCGGACGAGAGACGGAAAACGAGUGGUGGUGAGAGUUUGGAAACGUUGGGAAGGGGUACGUACGGCGUCGUUUCGGUGCAGGGGAGGAGGAAGGUGAUGGAAGAUGCAGUCAGAGCGGAGGUAGGGUUUCCGGUGAACGGAUCACGUGGGAAGUUUGACUUCUUUGGGGUGUAUGACGGGCACGGUGGGGCUGACGUGGCGAGGGCUUGCAGAGAUAGGAUGCAUGAGGUGGUGGCGGAGGCAGUGGAACUGGAACGGAUUAAAAAUAAUAAGAAAGAUCAGGUGGAUUGGGAUUGGGAGAGGGUGAUGGAGGUGUGUUUUGGUAAAAUGGAUGAGGAGGUGAGUGGGAUCGCGGCGGCCAGGACGGUUGGGGCUACGGCGGUUGUGGCGGUGGUGAGUGAGGAUCAGGUGGUGGUGGGAAAUUGCGGUGAUUGUAGGGCUGUUUUGUCGAGAGGUGGUGUUGCCUUGGCCUUGUCUAGUGACCAUAAGCCUGACAGAGUGGAUGAGUUGAAGAGAAUUGAAGCUGCGGGUGGAAAAAUCAUCAAUUGGAAUGGAAACCGUGUUCUCGGGGUGCUUGCCACUUCCAGAUCCAUUGGUGACAAAUACAUGAGGCCAUAUGUGAUAUCAAAACCAGAGGUGACGGUGACGAAACGAACUGAGGAGGAUGAAUUCCUCAUCCUCGCCAGUGAUGGGCUGUGGGAUGUUAUAUCGAACGAGGUGGCGUGUAAGGUUGUGAACAAGUGCCUUGAUGGAAGAAUAAGGAGAAUUUCCAUACAUGGGGAGGAUCAUCAUCAUGAUCAUGUCCGAAGUCGCAGUACGUCUGAGGCAGCAGCUGUCUUGGCUGAUCUGGCUAUGGCUCGGGGAAGCAAAGAUAACAUCAGUGUGAUUGUUGUCGCCCUAUCAAAAACGAGCUAGCGCUACUUUUUUAUUUUAUAGCAAAUAGAGGCUAUAUGUAUAUACUUCAUAAGCUCAUAUUCUUUACCCCUUUAUUAUUCGUUUUAAUUGGAAAUGUGAGCACUUUUUCCUGUGUGGACUGUGUUGUUAGCUAUAUAUAUGCUUCAUUAUUUUCGAUGGAAUGUAUAAUAUCUUCAAAAUACUUACUCU